GCCCAUCUGAUAGGCUGUUCUCAACGUGCCGUUUUCACACAACCCCUCCUAUCUCUGGCAAAUUUAAAUAACAAGAGAUUUAAAACCUUAAACAUAAACUUACAUGAAUACUUUAUUAGGUGUGAAAAAGUUAUGAUAUUUGAUAGUAUCAAUUGACGGAGAAAAUCGGAUACUUUAGAAAAUAAGCAUUUUUUUAGAAGGAAAAUAAGAACAGAAAUGGAACUUUUAUUGUGCGUUAAAUAAUUUUUAGUAGUGUUGCUAUUACAAAAAAAUCUUAAAACACUGGUUAUAUUAUUUUACAAUCGAAUGUUGAAUAAGGUAUCUUUAGUGACCGACAGGGGUAGAAUGAGCUCAUUAAGUGCAAAGGCACGCGCGUUUUCUGUUGAUGAACUUUUAGGAAAGAAAGAAAAGCAGACGACACCUAAAGAUGUUAAAAACGACAAAGUCGUUGGUCCCGACGGCGAGGAAGUUUGUCCGUUCAUGGGCGAUGAUCCAAACUGCCGCCACAAAAGUAUAGUGGAAGUAUUUGAUAAAGGAGGGGACUGUGUAAAGAUCGAACUUUGUCAGGCAGAACUUUGGCAUGCCUUCCAUUCCCUUGGAACUGAGAUGAUAAUCACAAAAACAGGACGGCGAAUGUUUCCAGCCGUACGGAUUCGUAUAUCAGGUUUAAAGAAAACAUCUAGGUAUAGAGUGUCCAUGGAAUUUAUACCUGUUGACAAAAACAAAUAUAGAUAUGUUUACCAUAGUUCACGAUGGAUGGUUUCUGGUGUUGGAGAUAGCAUGAAGCAGAAUCAAACAUAUGACCAUCCAGAAUCCCCGAUGACAGGAGAAUAUUUGACGUCACAAGUGAUUUCAUUUGAGAAAAUAAAGCUCACAAAUCAUGAAAAACCUGGCACCGGACAGAUAUCAUUGUUAUCAAUGCAGAAAUUUCAGCCCCGGAUAAUGAUCGAAGAAAAAAGGGGUACGACAGAUAAUCUGAUGUCAGUAACUUUCCCACAAACUUCUUUCAUAGCCGUUACAGCAUACCAAAAUCAAGAGAUUACAAGAUUAAAAAUUGCAAGAAACCCAUUUGCAAAAGGAUUCAGAGAGGCAGGCAAAUGCAGAAGCUCCUUAGAAGCUAUGAUGGCGUCAUUUGGUGUAGUUAUUGACACGAACCAUGGCGGGCACUCUUCUCCACCAGGGAAACGACGGUUUGAGGAACAACUAAAACAAGAUCACGCAGAACUAUCACCAUCAAAACAAGCAAUGUGGCAUUCACCGAUGUUCAUAGAUCAAAGGCUUUCAAAUCAUAUGCUCAUGUAUCCACCUAUGUUAUAUCAUGCAAAUCCAAUAUUUACAGCACAGAAUUCUCUAACACAAAAACAUUACAACAUUAAAGAUACAAACAACACAGAGACUGAUAAAGUGGAAGAUUUAACAUCAAAAUCGAGCUCAAAACCGUGUGAUAUUACCAUUGCAUCGUCUUCAUCAACAUUAUCAUCUUCAGGAUCAUAUUUAUCAACAUCGCCGGUAUCACCAACUCCAGUACUUCAACAAGGCGCUGAUAUACACCCAGCGUUCCCGUAUAUAAGUAGCAUUCAAUCACCGCCCAUUGAUCCACAUACUCUUGCUGCAUAUUAUAAAGGAAUUCUACAAAACCCGUCGUCGAACCAUAACUUUAUGUUUGUACCGUCCGCAAUGUUUCCAGUUCCCCCAGGAACCCAUUAUGAUCAUCGCACAUCUUGCUCAAGAAAUUCUGACAAUGUUGAAGAAGAGUUGAAAAGUUCAACCCAUCCUAGUUUGUGAUAUUUUUUUACAAACCAAAUAUUUUGUUUCUAUAAAUUGUUGAUAGAAAAUGAAGUAAAAGUAAUUUUCAGAAAUUGAACUUUGUGUCAAAAGCAUUCUGUGUUAAAAACAUUUUAUCUAAAAAAAUUACAACGUUAUCAAUUUCCCCAAUCGUUAAAACAAAAACAACGUUAUCAACUUCCCUAAUCGUAAACGCCAACAAAUGUGUUUAGAACAAAAAUCACAAAAUGCAAUUGGACUUAGUGUCCA
Messenger RNA from Ruditapes philippinarum (Manila clam), 2034 nucleotides. RefSeq names its product T-box transcription factor TBX20-like. Gene Ontology annotation, molecular function: DNA-binding transcription factor activity, RNA polymerase II-specific; RNA polymerase II cis-regulatory region sequence-specific DNA binding. The record is from RefSeq and is a predicted model, not a curated record. Gene Ontology annotation, cellular component: nucleus. The coding region runs from base 307 to 1785 and encodes 492 amino acids. The transcript has 8 exons. Gene Ontology annotation, biological process: regulation of transcription by RNA polymerase II; cell fate specification; positive regulation of DNA-templated transcription. Lineage: Eukaryota; Metazoa; Mollusca; Bivalvia; Venerida; Veneridae.